Molecule: messenger RNA, 3378 nt
Organism: Adineta steineri
Lineage: Eukaryota; Metazoa; Rotifera; Eurotatoria; Adinetida; Adinetidae
Source: the annotation of a GenBank genome assembly
AUGGAAAAUAAUACAACUUGUGCAGAACGUAACAUACUAAAAAGAGUAAAAUUAGAUAUUGACCAACUUAUUAUUACAAAUGCAUCUCUUCAAGAUGAGCAUCUUGUAAAAUAUGUGAUGAGCACAGUAUAUCACGAUUUGAAGAACCUUAUCGAAGAUGACAUUGCUCAGUCUGAUUUGGCAGGAAAAGCGAUGCAAAUUAUUUGUCAAGGUUUGGGCAACGGCUAUAAAAAAUCAAUACAUCAAUCGAUUGAACGACAUGAAUUUUGGCAAGUGUUUCAUAAAACAUUUUCAUUUAUAUUUGAGAAUACUUGUCGAAUCAAUUAUGCACUUACUGAAAACAAUGGAAAAACGUUCAAGUCAAUGUGUUUUCUUAUGAAUUGUUUAAAGCCAUCUCAAGGCAAAACACAUCAAAUUGUUCAAAAAUGCUUAUUCACCGAUCAUUUCAUCGAGAUGUUUAGAAAAUGUCUCAUACUAGUUUCAGAAGACUCUUCUUUAACAAUACGUUGUAUUGUAUUAAAAGAAACACUUCAUUGCUUCUGUUUACAUAUUUCAUCUCAAAUGCGUGAACAAAUUCAAUCGCAGAUCUUCGAGCCUUGUUUACGCUGCUUAUUAUCAAAACUUUACAUAGAGAGUUUUGACCAUUUGGAUAAAGAAAGUGCUGUGUUUUUUACAGAAACUUGUCCUUCAUAUACGUCGACGUAUUGUAUCAAUCAGUACGAGCAAAUCGCAACACAACUGCACGAACCAUUUUUGAAACAUUGGCCAUAUAUCUAUCAAAAGUGGUUUCCUGCAUUGCUCCAUGAUCAGUCGGAAAAACUUGAAAUUCGUAACUAUAAGCGUACUUCUAAUGCUUUCAUUCGAUACUUAGAAAUUCUGACUAUUUGUGCAUCAAUUAAGACACCACGUGAUCAAUUCCCAAACAGUAUUAUAAAAGAUCUUCUAGAUAUUAUAAUCUCAUCAACAAAAAUCGAAACCGAUAAAAAUGGACAAAAGCUCUUCUCGAUUACGGAUAAAUCACACACAUACAUGGUUUUAGUUUUACUUUAUAAUUUGUCGCUGAAUACAAGAUUAGCCUCUGUUCUGAAAGAUAUAAUGCAAGAUGAUAAAGCAAAGCGAGAUUAUAAUGAAACCAUUCUAUUUCUGUGCAGAUAUAAGGAUAGAACUCAAGAUGAAACAAAUGUAGAAAAAAAGAAGAGAAACGAAGAAAAGAUUCAGUUUUUAGCAAAAAAUCUAUUUGCAUUAACAAUCGAUAAUAUUGACAACUUGCAACAACCUGAAGAUUUGGCAUCAAAAUAUGCCAUAUAUUUAACAAACAUGGUUGAAAACUCAACUCAAACACAUUGUGGCAUUCAUUUACGAAGUUUACUUCAAGCUAUGAGAAUAAUUAUUCAAAAUAGGCAUAUGAGAAAUGGGUUAGUAAAGGAAAGCGGCCUACCAUCAUUGACCAAAUCAGCAUGUCAUGAAAAAUUUGAUGGUGAAACAAUCCAACAAUUAGCUCUUGAUCUCAUUUGGACUACCAGUUUUGAUUCAAAAGCAGCAAAAUCUUGUAAAAUCGAUAAGAAAUUUGUCGAAAAGCUCAAAUUUUUUUUACAAUCAAAUAUUCCAGAAAUAAAAUCUAGUGCGGAUGGAAUAUUAUGGCGAGUUGAAGGUGAAGCAGAUUUUCAAUUGAGAAAAGCAAGCGAACGAGGUACAUCCGUAGAUCAUGAUGCUAAUUUGGCUAUGAAUAUUGAAGAGGAUCACACUCAAGUUUAUGUUUGGGUUGAAAUUAAUGGAAUGAGAUUAUCGAAACUUCGUGAGAGUUUGACACGUGAAGAGUUAGAACAAAUUCAAGAAAAGCGUAUCAAAGAGGAAAACAUUGAAAAACAAAAUGUACCUCGUUAUGACUACGAUAUUAUGAUUAGCUAUUCUCAUGAUAAUGCCGACAUGUGUCACUUAAUUCAUGAAUGUUUGAUAAAAACAGGCAAAUAUCAAGUAUGGAUAGACAAAAAUAAAAUGUACGGUUCAUUAAUGGAACGCAUGGCAGAAGCAAUUGAACAAUCCGAAACUAUACUUAUCUGUGCAUCAAGUGAAUACAAAACGAGUCAAGCUUGUCGAUCAGAGGCUGAAUAUGCGUACAAGAAGAAACGUCGUAUGAUAUUCAUCAAAGUUGAACAGAAAUAUACUCCUAAUGGAUGGCUUGGUCUCUUAUUUGGUAAUACUUAUUAUACUGAUUUUAUUAAAAGUGAUUUCUCAAAAGCAUUCAAAGAUCUUUAUGAACAGUUACACAGGCAUCGCAAGGAUACGAAUCCCGAUUAUUCCAUUUUGGAUAAAAUCUUAACACGUGAAGUUCUCGAUAAAGCUUCUGAUAUUGUGCAAAAAAUGAAAGAAAAGAAACAACAAACUACGGGAUCACCAAGUUCAAAUACGAGCUCAUGUGUUCCAGUAAUAUCGAAUACUGUUAAUACAUCAAAUACCAAUACCGAUUCCAUAACAGAUACCAAGAAUUCAAAUACGCCAGAAAAGCCAACUAAUCGAUUAAACACACCUUUAGUUAUUGAAGAAACAUUAGCAAACUUAUCGACCGAUUCAAAAUUUACAAUCAAAGAUUCCAAAGUACAUAUCGACAAAAACUCUUCAAAAUUGAUGAAUAAACCGUCGGAAACUGUUGAUCACGCAUUGAAACCAGAAAGUUCACCUCGAUCUGCUAAAACUACAAGUCGUUCGAGUAACAACAACCCUGUAGUUUUUGGCAUAUAUCCAAAAAGGGCACUUCCACCUAUUGUUUCUCCCAGAACGCCUGCUUCAUUUUCCAAGAUAUGUGAUAAUACACCUACAUAUUCAAAGUUAUCUCAGCCCAUCGAUCACUCAGAUAUUCCAAUGAACAUCUCUCGUUCAGAGAAUCAUGAUGAUUCUGAUUCAAUUUCAUCUUACUUGAAUGUAGGAACCGAUAUUGAUGAUAUAAGUUCUGUUGACAAUAUUUUAAAUUUAUCGCCAAUGAGUACCUCGCUUAACGAGGAUUACGAGUCUGAUUUUGAAUCUGAACAGGAAACGAAUUCGGAAGACGAUACAUUUUCAGAUGAAACAGAGGAUUGUUAUCAAAAGAAAACAGUCGAUCAGUGGUCGCAACGGGAAGUACUAAAAUUUCUUUUGGAAAAGAAACUGACUAGUGUAUUACAAUUGUUUGGCAACGAUACAAUCAAUGGCCAACGUUUGCAAGAAUUAUAUUCGAUCAUUAUUCCAAAAUCUACAGAAUCGCUAAAUAAGUUGAGAGAUAUGUUGAAUUCUUCUCAAACGAUAACAAUGCCUGCAGAUGAUUUGGAACGAUUUCAAGAAGAAUUAAAGAAACUGAUCCCAAAGACUUCUUGCAAUGAAUCUGUAGUUUGCGAAAUCAUGUGA